GAUAACUGGUUGGGAUCCGAAAGCCGCUCAGAGGCCGCGUGGAGGGAGGAGCGCGCCUUCUCCAGAGGUGGAACCGGCCCUGGAGCGCCGGAACCUUCGGUCUGCACCCCUUGGUUGCCGGCCGGCACUUACGGCUGUACGCUCUCCCCGAGCCUGGAGACUUAGCGAACAGUUCCAAUGGCUGGGAAUAAAGGAAGAGGACGUGCUGCUUAUACAUUUAACAUUGAAGCUGUUGGAUUUAGCAGAGGUGAAAAGUUACCUGAUGUUGUAUUGAAACCACCCCCACUAUUUCCUGAUACAGACUACAAGCCAGUGCCACUAAAAACAGGAGAGAGUGAAGAUUAUGUGCUUGCCUUGAAACAAGAGUUAAGAGAAACUGUGAAGAGAAUGCCUUAUUUUGUAGAAACACCUGAAGAAAAACAAGAUAUUGAAAGAUACAGUAAAAGAUAUAUGAAGGUAUACAAAGAAGAGUGGAUACCAGAUUGGAGAAGACUCCCUAGAGAGUUGAUGCCAAGGAAAAAAUGCAGAAAAGCAGGCCCCAGAUCCAAAAAGGCAACGGAUACAGGCAAAGGCCCUUCACUCACAAAUCCUGCGGAUGUAUUGAAAAAAAUUGAGCUCAAUGAUACCAGGAAUUGGAAAAGAAAGGUGAUGGUGAAAAAUCAGAUGAGGAAAAUGAAGAGAAAGAAGGAAGCAAAGAGAAAAGUAAAGAAGGCGAUGAUGAUGAGGAAGAUGAUGCUGCUGAACAAGAGGAAUAUGAUGAAGAGGAGCAGGAAGAGGAAAAUGACUACAUUAAUUCCUACUUUGAAGAUGGAGAUGAUUUUGGUGCAGACAGUGACGACAACAUGGAUGAAGCAACCUACUAGCUAUGGAAUUUCUCAAAAAAUAUUUUUAUGAUACAGCUUCUGAACAUUUGGACAGACCUAUUUUCUAUUUUAUUUCUGAUAAGCGAUGAGUAAGUACUUUAUUUUUGUUACUGUUUUGUUGGAAAGAUACUUGUUAUUAAAAUAUUCAGAACCACUUUGAGUUUACACACUAGUUACCUUACCAGUUAAUCUCUGACACUGACAUUCCUUCUCAACACCUCUGUCAUCCCUCUAAAGUAUUCAAGUGGAUUUUUUUUUUUUUUUUUAUGUUUUGGAUUAGUUAGAAUGUGCCUAAAGAGUUUCUGCAUCUUUUUUAAAAGUUUUUGCAUCUUUUAAUCCAUGUAUUCAUACUUAAACAAAUUAUUCUUAUUUAACUGCUGAUCUUUUCUAAAACUGCUACUAGUCAUCAUAAUGGAUUUCUAUAAUCUGAAAGUUGGUUUAAUACUGCACAUGGAGCACUUUAGAAACAAAGAAACUUGAAAAUAAUUUUAUUUUUUACUUUUACAUGGAAUGUUCUGUGCUACUAUAUUGUGACUACAAAAACCUACCUGAGCUCUUAAAAAUGCAUAUUUUAUGAGAUUAAAAGUUUUGUGAUUGGAAACACACGCACAGGGAGAAAUGCCAAUCUAAUUUUAUAACUUACAUCUCAAACCAAUACAAAGACCUGGGAUAAAUAAAUACAUGAAUUUGGGGCUAACUUCAUACCAUCCUAUAGAUCAAUUAAUCAUCCCACUGUAACAAGUUUAUUAUCUUUGAGUCAUUGGUUAAUGAAAAAUUAGACUGAGAUAUUUAAUUUUGUACUUGAUGAAAAUGUGGAGUAAGUUCAAGUUGUAUAAAUCUCAUUGCAGAAUGCAUGUAUGUGUAGUUUUUGAGGUAUAGUGGCCUCUGUUACGUUUCAUAGGACUCAAACUGUCCAAUUGAUUUAACAAUGCAGAAUAAAACUCAGGUCACUUUGAAAUUGAGAUUAAUCUUUCUUGAUUCAUUUAAAAACUAGCUCCCCUUUUUGUUUGGGGUAGGAGGGAGGAUAUCUAAAAACUUCAGCUUCUGAUGACUUACAUAUGCCAAAGAUUUUCAAGGAAAUUCAUAUUAUGUAUUUUUUAAAUAAUUUGUUAACAUUACUCACCAAAAGAAAUAACUUCUUCCCUCUUGGGAAGAUACCACCCAUUGCCCUCUGACCUGAGAACCAGAGCUCUAGAUUCUGUUUCUACCUGUACUAUUAAACUCAGCCUUGAAAUUGAGCUUGGUUAGGUUUUCUGUGCCUUAGUUUCUUCACUUGUAAACAAUUUUCUAUAAAAACUGCUUAAAUUCCAACCAAAGUUUACCAUAUGUGUUCAUUCUCUCGCCUUGUGGAAAUGAUCAUUCUUAAAUUUGAUUCUCACCCUCUAAAAAAAUUGUAACUGGCAAAGUGAUUGAAAAGUUUUGAGAGACAGACUUAUUUUUCUCACAAAAAUAUAUCAAAAUUUGAUUUUCCCGUCUCAUUUUAUUGUGGAAAAAAAUGUGUAUUGUCUUGUGCCAUUUUGUAAUAUGGCUUUCUCAGGAAAAAAAAAAAAGACCACUUUGAAUUGUAAUAUUUCCUCAGAUAAUUCACUAUGGGUGUGAGGGCCAUUAUUCAGUAUUGUGUUGAUCCUAUGUGAUUUCUUAAAGGAGUUUAUGAAAAAUUUUAGAUUAUAAAUGGAAAACAUGAAUGAAACACUCUAAAGUAGCAGUCUACUUAAGAGUAGAAUUCUCACCUUUCAGUUGUAAUGGGCAAUAGUCAUUUAAGGUUGGUAAUUUACAUGUUUCUUAUUCUCUCAACUCCUUAGUACUACAGCUAAAUACUAUUUAAUUCAUACAAAUCUUACCUUAUUGUUCUGUUUACUUCCUUUUUUAUGAAUCUGAAGAUAACAUGUGAAUCAGGCAAAUACACCAAAGAUAGAGGAAUCUUUGUUCUGGGCUUUCAGUUUGUUGCCACCAUUUUAGUCCUAAGAUGAUAAAGCAGCUGCUACGGGCGAGGAUUGCUGGGGAGGCCCAGCCGUGUCUGUUACGUGCACUGCCUUCCUCCUUGGGAAGAUCUCUUCAUAAGUUUAAAGUAGACUAAUUGUGAGAACAGGCAGGAGGUAUUUGCGGCUUGCUUUUAACAGUGGCAAUAUUAUUUGGCUUAAAAUCUAAGAAGACUGUGAAGUUAUUCUGUAAGAAGGUAAACUUUAGUGCAGAGAUUCGCCUCAUCCUUGAUGGUGAAGUGUCUUUAAAUAAAAUUUCUGUAUAUAAGAUACAAAACUGUUUUGUUGCUCUAAUGCUUAUUUUUCUGUAUUUGUUUACACAUUAAAUUCCUGCAAAAAAAAAAA
Dama dama (fallow deer) is the source of this 3187-nucleotide messenger RNA. It is a transcript of the gene POLR3G, whose product is annotated as RNA polymerase III subunit G. The transcript has 8 exons. The record is from RefSeq and is a predicted model, not a curated record. Gene Ontology annotation, cellular component: RNA polymerase III complex. Bases 178 to 894 code for a protein of 238 amino acids. NCBI's taxonomy places the organism in Eukaryota, Metazoa, Chordata, Mammalia, Artiodactyla, Cervidae. Gene Ontology annotation, biological process: cell population proliferation; transcription by RNA polymerase III.